Protopolystoma xenopodis is the source of this 321-nucleotide messenger RNA. Lineage: Eukaryota; Metazoa; Platyhelminthes; Monogenea; Polystomatidea; Polystomatidae. The record is from the annotation of a GenBank genome assembly.
UCAAAUGCACACAAUAAACCAGUAAGUGGCUCUGCGGGCGACCCUCCCGUCUUGCACAACGCGAAGCCGAAUGAGCCAGAUCCAGUCAACAGGGCUUCCGCUUCUUUGUAUCUUCAACUCGUGGAAUUGUCCGAAACAGGAUUGUUCGUCUGGUCUACCGCGAAGGCAGAACUUGACUGGCAAAAUUGGGCCGUCUCUUCCGUCCUUCGUGGACUCACAAACUGGCGAAUAGCUACAUCAAGACGCGACAAAAUACACAUCUUAUCUCAGAAAGGGAAUCCUCACCUUUUCUAUGCUGCUGGCCCAGGAGACCUGAUCUGA